GCCCCCGGCGAUCUCGCCCGUCCACGUCCUCACGGGCCGCCCGCGGCGCUGGGGCGCGCCCCGCCGCCCGUGCGGGAUCCGACGGUGCGCCGCGCUUCUCCUUCCUCGGCCUCGCCGUAUUAAACCCCGCCUCUCGCCCUCCUCGCCGGCCUCGUUUGCUUCCUUCUCCAUUGCUUUUUCGCGAGAGGCGGGACGGAGACGGACUCAUGAGGGAGACCAGCGCCGCCAGUUGUGAGGGCCCCGUGUGCAAGGCUGUGGUGGGCGGGGAUGGGGACGUGGACGGGAAGGGCGCCGGAGCAGCGGUAUCUGCGCGGCGGCGGCGACGCCGCCUAGAGCUCCGGAGGCUCGGGCGGACCGCUGCUGCGGCGGAGGAGGGCGUGUCGGCGAAGAAGGUCCGGCCGGGGUCGGACAGGUCGUCGUCCGACUCGUCGGUGGAGGCGGACCACGGGGCGGGCUUGCCGGCGUGCCUGUCGCACGGGGCGGUGUCGGUGAUCGGCCGCCGGAGGGAGAUGGAGGACGCCUUCUCCGUCGCGCUCUCGUUCCUGGCCUCGCCUGACGCGGGGGCCAAGGGCGGUGGCUCGGACGGGGAGCAGGACUUCUUUGCGGUGUACGACGGCCACGGCGGGGCGCGGGUGGCGGAGGCGUGCCGGGAGCGGCUCCACGUCGUGCUCGCCGAGGAGGUGGGCCUGCGCCGCGGCGCUAGGAGCGACGCGCGCUGGAAGGAGGCGAUGGUGGCCAGCUUCGCCCGGGUGGACGGCGAGGUCACCCGCGACCUCGCGCCCCCGCCCAAGCUGACCGCGGACGCCGACGCGGACCCGCCCUACCGCACCGUGGGCUCCACCGCCGUGGUGGCCGUGGUGGGGCAGCACCGCAUCGUCGUCGCCAACUGCGGCGACUCCCGCGCCGUGCUCUCCCGCGGCGGCAUCGCGGUGCCACUCUCCACUGAUCACAAGCCAGAUCGGCCGGAUGAGUUGCAGAGGGUGGAAGCGGCCGGUGGCAGAGUCAUCAAUUGGAACGGGUAUCGUGUCCUGGGAGUGCUUGCAACUUCUAGGUCCAUUGGUGACUACUACCUGAAGCCGUACGUGAGUGCGGAGCCGGAGGUGACGGUGGUGGAGCGCACGGACCAGGACGAGUUCCUCAUAUUGGCCAGCGACGGGCUCUGGGACGUGGUGUCCAACGAGGUGGCGUGCAAGAUCGCCCGGAACUGCCUCAGCGGGCGGGCGGCCUCCAUGUUCCCCGAGUCCGUCGCCGGGCGCACCGCCGCAGACGCCGCGGCCCUGCUGGCGGAGCUGGCCAUGUCCCGCGGCAGCAAGGACAACAUCAGCGUCGUCGUGGUCGAGCUGCAGCGACUGAAGAGGAGCGGCGGCGGUGCGGCCUGAUGGGUUAAUUUACUGAUGAGGCUGAGAGCAUGUAGCUGUAGCGUGUAGAUGAUGACAAUUUUAAGAUAUUUGAGCGUGCUGAGGAGCCGGGGAAGGAGGGUCUCUCGGCUGUGAUCAGGGGGUUUGAAUUGGACAGCAUGGUGAUGCAGGGUGUACAUAGGAUGAGUGGUGGUGGGUGUUUUGAGGCUCUCGGUGUCCUAAUCAUAGCUAUAUGCAAAUUUAUUACAUUCUCUUGCA
Molecule: messenger RNA, 1616 nt
Organism: Panicum hallii
Lineage: Eukaryota; Viridiplantae; Streptophyta; Magnoliopsida; Poales; Poaceae
Product: protein phosphatase 2C 51-like
Exons: 3
Coding region: 207-1379 (390 amino acids)
Biological process (GO): protein dephosphorylation
Cellular component (GO): cytosol; nucleus
Molecular function (GO): cation binding; protein serine/threonine phosphatase activity
Source: RefSeq, a predicted model, not a curated record